GCGGCCCCUCAAAGUUCAAGACACCAGCACCUAUAGGGUUCUCUGGAGCGUUUGGCAAGGCACAGUUUAAUGGAAGACAGACGGACAUGAAGCCAUCAUAUCAAUCUCAUUUGGAUACUCUUGUGGAUGUGGCUGGUUUGCACAUCUCGAAUCCCGGCAAGGAAAAGGAGGCAGUUGAGGAUGAAAAAGAAAUACACAAAGACGAUCCCGCCUCGCUAGGAGGCUCGCAAAUCAGUGCUCAACUCAUUGACUUGAGCGUACGACUCGGGAAAUGGGCUGAAGCUCUCGAGGUCCUAGGGGAAGAAAAUCCUUUCCGGGAUACAGGUACGUUUCAUGCCUAUCCCCUCGUAUCUACUGAUAUGGUCCAGGUGCGAAUGGUCCUCAUGUCGCAAAUCGAGAUGGAGGAAUCAAGGCAG
Messenger RNA from Acaulospora colombiana, 416 nucleotides. The record is from the annotation of a GenBank genome assembly. NCBI's taxonomy places the organism in Eukaryota, Fungi, Glomeromycota, Glomeromycetes, Diversisporales, Acaulosporaceae.